CGGCUCCGCGGGGCGGGCGGCCGGAGCGACCUGUCGUCACGCAAGAGCUAUGGCCGCCUUGCGGGCCCUGCAGUCCAGCGUCCGCGCCCUGCUGUGCACUUGGCCCGGCUGCCCCGCGCCGCGCUCCUUCGCCUCGAGCGCAGCCUCUGAAUACAUCAUCACAGCCAAGAAGGGGAAGAACAGCAACGUGGGGUUGGUCCAGCUGAACCGCCCCAAGGCACUCAACGCGCUCUGCGAUGGCCUGAUCAUGGAGCUCAACCAGGCGCUGCAGGCCUUCGAGGAGGACCCGGCUGUGGGGGCCAUCGUCCUCACGGGCGGGGAGAAGGCAUUUGCAGCUGGAGCCGACAUCAAGGAAAUGCAGAAUCUAACGUUCCAGGGCUGCUACUCCAACAAGUUCCUGAGCCACUGGGACCUACUCUCUCGGGUCAAGAAGCCGGUCAUAGCUGCUGUCAAUGGCUACGCCCUUGGUGGUGGCUGUGAACUUGCUAUGAUGUGUGACAUCAUUUAUGCUGGAGAGAAAGCCCAGUUUGGGCAGCCAGAGAUCCUAAUAGGAACCAUCCCAGGUGCAGGGGGCACCCAGAGACUAACCCGUGCCGUCGGAAAGUCACUGGCCAUGGAGAUGGUCCUCACUGGUGACCGGAUCUCGGCCCAGGAUGCCAAGCAAGCAGGUCUUGUAAGCAAAAUUUUUCCUGUUGAGACACUGGUGGAAGAAGCCAUAAAGUGUGCAGAAAAAAUUGCCAGCAACUCUAAAAUUGUAACAGCGAUGGCCAAAGAAUCAGUGAAUGCAGCUUUUGAAAUGACAUUAACAGAGGGCAUUAAGUUGGAGAAGAAACUCUUCUAUUCAACUUUUGCUACCGAAGACCGGAAAGAAGGGAUGUCCGCGUUUGUGGAGAAGAGAAAGGCCAAGUUCAGAGACCAGUAGGAGCUGUGGCUGCCUCAGCCCCUCGAGCUGAGGAGGAGAGACACGGCCUGUCAGCUUCAGAAGCAAAUAAAUCCUUCUCUAUCAAACGCAGUGUCAGUGACACGCCAGCUUCUCUCCAGCUGUGAGGGGCCCUGGGGGCUGUGUGGGCUCUCGCCCCACCGAGCAGCAGGUGGCCUUCACCCGGCUCUCGUGAGGACCCCCAGCUUGGUCGCGGUGUCGUUUGCAGCUGGUGGACGUGGCCGCUCAGAGGGAUGGCCUCACUGCUGGGCCUUUGAAGAGACUUGCUCUUGACUAAAUGACAAACUUCAGGUCACAUUAUGCCUUUCUUUUAGUUAUCGCUAGAUUUGAAUGUUCUGUCACUUUUUUAAAACUUUUGUUUGUCAUUCUCAGUAACAACAUUCAAACAGAACAAGGUUCUUAAAAUAAGGCACCCACAUCCCACCCCGAGGGUAAGCACUGUUCACAGGUUUGUGGCUUUCAGGAUGUCUUUCUGUGCCCACGUGCGUGAACACACGCUCUGGUGUGAAAUUCCAUUUUCUUUGCACAAAAAUGGUUCUCCAUGUACACGUUUCUGCAAGGUGCACUGAUCACCUUCUGCUUCUGUCACACAAAUGCACCCUAUUUUGUGUGACUAGCAUUUUUUUUCAUUUUACCCUUUUUUUUUUUUUUUUUUUUCUUUUUUUGCGGUAUGCGGGCCUCUCACUGUUGUGGCCUCUCCCGUUGCGGAGCACAGGCUCCGGAUGCGCAGGCCCAGCGGCCAUGGCUCACGGGCCCAGCCGCUCCGCGGCAUAUGGGAUCCUCCCAGACCGGGGCACGAACCCGUAUCCCCUGCAUCGGCAGGCGGACUCUCAACCACUGCGCCACCAGGGAGGCCCCAUUUUACCCAUUUUUAAAUGCACAUUUUAGCAGCCUUCAGUGUAUUCACAGUGUUCUUCAUCUCCAGACUGUUUCAUCUCCCCAGACAGAAGCCUUACGCCUUCAACACUAGCUCCCUACUCCAGCCCCCGGCCCUGGGGACCUCUGUUCCACUUUCUUUCUGUCACUGGAUUUAAUAUACUAUUUCCAAGGUCCA
This is a messenger RNA of Mesoplodon densirostris (Blainville's beaked whale), 1994 nucleotides long. It is a transcript of the gene ECHS1, whose product is annotated as enoyl-CoA hydratase, short chain 1. Gene Ontology annotation, cellular component: mitochondrion. The transcript has 8 exons. Gene Ontology annotation, molecular function: enoyl-CoA hydratase activity. The coding region runs from base 50 to 922 and encodes 290 amino acids. Gene Ontology annotation, biological process: fatty acid beta-oxidation. The record is from RefSeq and is a predicted model, not a curated record. Lineage: Eukaryota; Metazoa; Chordata; Mammalia; Artiodactyla; Ziphiidae.